GCAUUUGCUUGCAAGAUGGUACCAUUUGUUCAAUCCACUGCUAUUGUAACUGAGAUUCUUACGAUGACCUGCAUUGCUGUGGAAAGACACCAGGGAAUUGUGCAUCCACUAAAAAUGAAGUGGCAGUACACCAAUAAAAGAGCUUUCACGAUGCUUGGCAUAGUCUGGUUGCUGGCACUUAUUGUUGGGUCACCUAUGUGGCAUGUGCAACGGCUUGAGGUUAAAUAUGACUUUCUGUAUGAAAAAGCGUAUGUUUGUUGCUUGGAAGAAUGGGCCAGUCCAAUUUAUCAGAAGAUAUAUACAACGUUUAUUCUUGUUAUACUCUUCCUUCUUCCACUGAUGUUGAUGCUUUUUUUGUACACUAAAAUUGGCUAUGAACUCUGGAUUAAGAAAAGAGUGGGAGAUGCUUCAGUUCUUCAAACCAUUCAUGGGAGUCAAAUGUCUAAAAUAUCAAGGAAGAAGAAGCGAGCAAUUGUUAUGAUGGUGACAGUGGUGUUUCUCUUUGCAGUCUGUUGGGCCCCUUUCCAUGUGAUUCACAUGAUGAUAGAAUACAGUAAUUUUGAAAAGGAGUACGAUGAUGUGACAGUCAAAAUGAUCUUUGCAAUCGUUCAGAUUAUAGGAUUCUUCAAUUCUAUUUGCAACCCUAUUGUAUAUGCUUUCAUGAAUGAAAACUUCAAGAAAAAUUUUUUGUCUGCCAUCUGCUUCUGCAUUGUCAAAGAAAACGCAUCACCAACCAGGCAACUUGGGAACUCAGGGAUUACAAUGAGGUGGCAAAAAGCAAAUGUUUCUCAAAGGGAUCCCACUGACUCGGAUGAAGCCAGAAAGGAGGCAUUCAGCGAUGGCAACAUUGAAGUCAAGUUCUGCGAUCAACCAGCGUCAAAGAGGAACUUGAAAAGGCACCUUGCCUUAUUCAGCUCUGAGCUUACUGUGCAUUCUGCAUUAGGAAAUGGACAGUAGCAUCACAAAGGUUUUGAGAAUGGAAAAAGCAUUCUCUUUGUAUGAUAACUUUCAAUAAUCCAUUUAAAAUAGUUUUCUACUUUGCAUGCUGAAAUGAGGGAGAAAUAUUUUGUGGAUUAUAGUGUUGGGAUAAUGGUUGAGCAAAUGUAAUAUAUUUUAUAAGGAUGAGGAGUAAAACUUUGGAAAAC
Molecule: messenger RNA, 1145 nt
Organism: Cariama cristata (Red-legged seriema)
Lineage: Eukaryota; Metazoa; Chordata; Aves; Cariamiformes; Cariamidae
Gene: QRFPR
Product: pyroglutamylated RFamide peptide receptor
Exons: 5
Coding region: 16-957 (313 amino acids)
Biological process (GO): G protein-coupled receptor signaling pathway
Cellular component (GO): membrane
Molecular function (GO): G protein-coupled receptor activity; peptide binding
Source: RefSeq, a predicted model, not a curated record